GUAUCAUUUUUCUUUUUUCUAAAAAUGUUUUUAAGAGACAUCAUCCAGAAAGUUAAUACUUUCCGUAGAAACGUUGAGUCUUGAAUCUAUUAUUUGCCUUCUGCUGUUUGUCUUUACAAUAAAAGUGCAAAAGCUGUAAAAAAAGAAAAAAAAAAAACUAGUUCUAUUCAGGAUUCCAACAUGGCUGUGCACACAUAACCAAAUGCCCUGAAGACACUUUUCUAAACUGAAAUUCUUCAUCAGCGUCUACAGCUCUUUGAAGAAAUCUGUGUGAUAUGAUUUAAAGCAACAUGUAAUUUCCCUUUAGGAAUAAGUAUUUUUGAAUUGAAUUUUAUUUUUAGCUAUAAAAACGAAAAGCGACAUUUUUAAGAAAUCGUCAUAAAAUUAAAAAUAAACGAAUAAAUCAAACAGCUAGUUGUCUUUUGUUUUUCAACUGUUUUCAUGAAUAUCUGAAUAUUAGAACUAUGCUAUAUAUGUAAACUAACCAAAGAUCGUACAUUAAAACGAGAUGUUUUCUCGUUUACGUUUUCCUGGACUCUAGAGUAAAUUAAAUAUGAUAGAAUUCGUGGUCAGAGUGAGAGCUCUGUCUCUGUGGUUGAGCUAUGGAGAAAACAAACCAACAUGUCUGCUCUCACAAAGUCGUUCACGUUGGCUAGCAGAAGAGUAUUCUCCAGGAGUAUAAGGCAGCAUUCAUCAGUGACAACUGAGCUGAUGGAAAACAUGGAUAAGAAAUCAGCAUGGGACCGUUUCUACUCAGAGACCAGCAGCAGGAGUCCCAAUUUCAAAAACUUUGAGUGGUUCUUCGGUUUCGAUGCUGUGCAGGACUUCAUCACGCCCUUCCUACAGACUGCGUCCCUUUCACGCCGUCCUGUCCAGGUCCUGGACAUGGGAUGUGGCACAUCUGCGUUAGGCCCCUCCAUCUACAGAGACUCCACUUUGCCAGUGCGAGUCACCUGUGCCGACAUCUCCCCCGUAGCCGUGCGGCUAAUGCGGGAGCACGUCCGGGCUAACCCCGUCCGACCUCGCAACGCUUCCUCUCAAAUGGAGUUUUUAGAACUGGACUGCACCCAGCUUGACAGCCACUACGGUCCCAGCAGUCUGGAUCUUAUUGUUGACAAGGGCACCACAGACGCCUUGUUGAGGUCCAAGGAGGGGGCGGAGAAGGCGGCCUCGGUGCUGAGGCAGUGUCUGAAGGUGUUACGGCGCUCCGGGUCUCUGCUCCAGUUCUCAGACGAGGAUCCUGAUGCCAGACUGGUGUGGUUAGAGACGGCCGCUCAGGGUCAGGGGCUGGCCGCGGCAGACGUUGGGGUGCAGGAGGUCGGGGUGCUAAGGGGUGUGUGUUACUACUGUUACCAAGUGACUGCUCAUCAUGAUGUAAACAAAUAAAAUUUUAAGUUAUUGAAGUGUGUGUGUAGACUUGUGUUUCAUAUCUACACACGGAUAUUCAAACACACCCAGCUUUAUAAAAACGCCAUAUUUCUGUAAUGCAGAAUAACGUAAUCAUUUGUGUUGUCAAAAAAAGAAGAAAGAAAAU
This is a messenger RNA of Poecilia latipinna (sailfin molly), 1534 nucleotides long. RefSeq names its product citrate synthase lysine methyltransferase (gene cskmt). The record is from RefSeq and is a predicted model, not a curated record. Lineage: Eukaryota; Metazoa; Chordata; Actinopteri; Cyprinodontiformes; Poeciliidae. Bases 622 to 1386 code for a protein of 254 amino acids. The transcript has 2 exons.